This is a messenger RNA of Diabrotica balteata, 917 nucleotides long. The record is from the annotation of a GenBank genome assembly. NCBI's taxonomy places the organism in Eukaryota, Metazoa, Arthropoda, Insecta, Coleoptera, Chrysomelidae.
UAUAAAUGACGUUUUUUUUAUUAUAUUUUAUUAUAAUUAAUAAUUUAUUAAACUUGGUUUGUUUAGGAAGGCCAAUAAUCACCAUGAAAAAUUACAUCUUUCUUUUGUUACUUUUUACAUUCUAUACCAUUGAAGGUUCUCCACUUUCAUCUUAUAAAAUAUUUGGCGGACAAGACGCAACAGAAGGGCAGUUUCCAUAUCAGGUAUCAUUGCAAAAAGACGAUUGGCCUUUUGGCUACCAGCACUUUUGUGGUGGUGCUAUCAUUUCUUCAAACUGGGUGGUUACUGCAGGACAUUGUUGCUGGUCUAUGUAUCCCAAUCUUCAUAUAGUCGCCGGAAUAUUAAAAGUACAUGAACAAAGCGAGAACACACAAGUUAGAGUAGUUCAGGAGCACUACAUCCAUGAAAAUUAUUCUUAUGGUGUUCAACCAAACGAUAUCUGCGUAAUUAAAGUAAACGAAACUUGGGUUUUUAAUGACCACGUUAAACCAAUAGACCUUCCUAUCCAGGAUUUAAAUGCCACAGGAACAGUAGUAGCAUCUGGUUGGGGACAAUCAGGAGGAAAUUUAUUCCCACAGUUCCCUGAUGUAUUACAAUGGCAAGAAUCUGAAAUGCCCGAUGAAGAAACUUGUUUGGAGUUAUGUAAGAAGGUCGAAAAAACUGCCCCAUACAAUACCACAUCAAACGUAUGUACCGCAAAUCCUGAGAAAGAUCACGGUAUAUGUCAAGGAGACUCUGGUGGUCCUUUAGUCCUAGAUCAACAAUUGGUUGGAGUAUCUUCUUGGGUAUUUCUACCAUGCGGCAAAGAAGGAGCUCCCUCAGUAUUUACAAGGGUGAGUCAUUUUGUUGACUGGAUCAAGAAGCACGACAGUGAAUUGUAAUACCAAUAUUUCAAUAAAUAUUUCACUCAUUUUUUC